GGUGUGCAGGCCGGGCAUCUCCUGGCUGUCGGGACUGCCCCUAAAGCUGGCGAAGGCGGCUCGGCUAUCCAAGCGGCCGCGGUAUCUGCACCGGCGGCCCGGCAGAUGCCGGCAGCGAGAUCGGGAGCUAUGUGCAGAUCUCACUAUGCAUCAGAAAAAUGAAAAAACAGAGGAAAAUUCUAUGGAGAAAAGGAAUUCAGUUAGCCUUUUCUGAAAAAUGGAAUACUGGGUUUGGAGGCUUUGAGAAGUUUUAUUUUCACCAACAUUUGUGCAUUGUGAAAGCCAAGUCGGGAAGGCCAGUUACUUGGAGCAGGCCAUUGGGGCAUUUCCAGUACAGAAAGAAGGCCCUUCACAUCCAGAAAACGUGGGCCCAGGAUGAACCUCUUUUUGCUAAGACUGAGUUCAGUGUGGCUGCUCAAAAUGGUAGUACUUUGUCCUUAAAAGUGAAAAGAAAAAACACUAAACACAUUUUUCCCUGCUCAAAAACCCUCCUGAAACUCCAGACAAAGAGGUUUCUGGCAUUAGCAAAGAACUGUGACCAUGAAUACUGUGGAGAGAAAAGUCUCUUAAAGGCAGUUGCUGACGUACCAGCUAAUAGUACUUUAGGUCAGACCAAUGGUCACAGACCUAGGUCAGAGCCACAGACUUCUAACCUCCCCAUGAAGUUCAAUGGGGAGAACCAAAGCCUAGGUGAGAGUGGCACGAUUGUGGUCACUCUGAGCAACCAUAAGAAAAAGCGCUUUUGUUAUGGCUGCUACCAAGGACUAGAGCACCACAAGAAUGGGGGAUCCCUGAUUCCAAAAAGGCUCCAACUUAACCAACAUAAAAGAAUAAAGUUAUCCCCUUUUAUGAUGUAUGAAAAAUUAUCCAUGAUUAGAUUUCGGUACAGAAUUCUCAGAUCCCAGCACUUCAGAACAAAAAGCAAAGUUUGCAAGCUAAAAAAAGCCCAGCGGAGCGGGGUGCAGAUUACUGGGAACCAUCAAGAGACCCCUGGGGAGAACGGUGAAGUUAGUGGUUCCAACCCAGUCCAUUCUCCAGACCCUAAAGACCCUUCUUGUCAACAUCAGCCACAUUUCCCAGAUAUGGACAGCAAUGCUCUGAUGAAGGGAAAGAACUCUCAGAUGCUUGAUGGCCUCACUAAAGGAAGCCCUUUCUUGGACAAGGACCAUAGCUUAGAUGAAGCGUUUCCUGACCAACAGAAUGGCAGUGUCACACAUACCUGGCACCAGUCACCCUGUUCCUCUCCUAAGUGGAAGUGUACAGAGCUGACACAUGACAAUCCCUUACCAGAACAUCAUUCUAUCAUGGAAACUGAAAGAGAAGUUUUGACUCCAGGUCAGGAAAAUCAGAGAAGUACUGUUAAUGAGGACAGAGUAGAACCAUCUAUGUCUGGGGCAGAUCAGCCUGUGAGUAGUGUAAAUGGGCCUGUGACUGAAGAGACUGUUGAGAAUGAGAGCUCAUGCCGGAUGGAUGAGGAUGGAUCUCUCAAGCAGAACAUUCUUAGUUCUAAGUUGCUGGACCACCCUUACUGUAAAAGUCCACUAGAGGCUCCUCUGAUGAGCAGUGAACUCAAGCAGGAAAAUCCAGUGGGAGGUGGGAAGAACCGUCAGAAUGCUUCUCCAGUGGAUGAUGAGCAGCUGUCAGUCUGCCUUUCUGGAUUCUUAGAUGAAGUUAUGAAGAAGUAUGGCAGUUUGGUCCCACUCAGUGAAAAAGAUGUACUUGGAAGAUUAAAAGAUGUCUUUAAUGAAGAUUUUUCUAAUAGAAAACCAUUUAUCAAUAGAGAAAUAACAAACUAUAGGGCGAGGCAUCAGAAAUGCAACUUCCGUGUCUUCUACAAUAAGCACAUGCUGGAUAUGGAUGAUCUGGCAACCCUGGAUGGUCAGAAUUGGCUGAAUGACCAGGUUAUUAAUAUGUAUGGUGAGCUGAUCAUGGAUGCAGUUCCAGACAAAGUUCACUUCUUCAACAGCUUUUUUCAUAGACAGCUGGUAACCAAAGGAUAUAAUGGAGUAAAAAGAUGGACUAAAAAGGUGGAUUUGUUUAAAAAGAGUCUUCUAUUGAUUCCAAUUCACCUGGAAGUCCACUGGUCUCUCAUUACUGUGACACUCUCUAAUAGAAUUAUUUCAUUUUAUGAUUCCCAAGGCAUUCAUUUUAAAUUUUGUGUAGAGAAUAUAAGAAAGUAUUUGCUGACUGAAGCCAGAGAAAAAAAUAGACCUGAAUUUCUUCAGGGUUGGCAGACUGCUGUUACAAAGUGUAUUCCGCAACAGAAAAAUGACAGUGACUGUGGAGUCUUUGUGCUCCAGUACUGCAAGUGCCUCGCCUUAGACCAGCCUUUCCAGUUUUCCCAAGAAGACAUGCCCCGAGUGCGGAAGAGAAUUUAUAAGGAGCUUUGUGAGUGUCGACUCAUGGACUGAAACUCAUCAGGGACUCUGGGAAAGUCUGACCAAGUUGGAGCAGAUGGUUUAUUACUUGAAUCUCCAAACACUUAUUUGAAUUUUUACAGAUAUUUCAGAUCAGUGGUAUUGGGCCACUAUUGUUACCUCAGUCUUGAUAUUAUUCUUGCCCUAUUCAUUUCUCUAACUACCAUGUGCUAUUUUUAAUGUUCAGUUUGGUUUCAUUUUUAAUUUUAUGAAUUCUGUGUGUCUCCCUCAUAUUUAAUAUUUAUUAUUAUCCAAACGCAUGCAAAUAAAGAGCAUGCAGAGUAUUAAAAAAAAAAAGCCUAAUAGAUUUGGUGCAGCUUCUGAAAUUUAGUUAAAAGUGAACUGAAUACAGGUUUAAAAUUUAAUCCCAGAACCUAAAAAUGCAGGAUGUUUUUUGAUACAGUUAAGACUCUGAGAACAGAUAUUCCAUGGGGCAGAAAGGGUUAGUAGUUUGUUUUUGACAAAACCAGUCCUGUUUUACUUUUAUCAACAGUACCUUUUACUGACUUUUCUUCUCCACUGAUGUUUGGAGAGUGAGAUGUGUUCCGCUUUUGAGGGUGGGAAGGAAAUAGCUGUAAACUGACCAUUGUGUUGGAUUUAUAGAGGCCCACUUAUGAGCACAGUGCUUGCUAUGGAAGAAUUGAUUAUGGUAUGAGAAAGAUACCAUAAAACACAAGAAAUUUCCAUCUUGCUUUUAAGGAAGAGGAUAACAAACAUCUAAAUCUUAUAAAAAACCUUUUGCUGGGACAUUGAAUUCCCUGAAAAUUUCUGGCUUUGACACAUUAAAAAAUAAUGGUCAGGUGAGAAUUCAGCAUAAAAGUAAUUUGCAAGUUGUCAGGCUACCUUGUGAUAUUAAUCAUGUAGAGGAAAUUAAGAUUUAUAAAAUACCUCCCAUUUCAGGGGUAUUUAAGUAAGAUGUUAGUAUUCAGAACUGAAGACUGACUUUAAGCCUUGUGCAGAUGAGGACAGAAGAGUAGGUAAUAAAAAAAGGACUUGACUUCAUAGGAGUAUAAGCUAAUGAAACUGUUCCUGCCCCUGCCACCCCCCAUCUCAUUAGUGAUCUCACCAAGAUGCAGGUCUUCUCUUUUAGUUUAUCCUUGUCCAGCCGUGAGACGCUUGUACUUCUAAAAAUCUUGUCUUCUGGGGAAAGGCAGAAAUGGUCCUGUCCUUACAUUUACCUGCAUUAGGACUGGAGUAAUGUAUCUUGCAUCUUUAAUUUAGCCUUUUGUGAUAUUUAAAAACUGAACUAAGAGAAAUGCAUGUUAAACCUUAAUUUAUUUUUCCUGAGAUGGGGCAGGAAAAACAAAUGUGUAUGUAAGAAGCUCAGAAACUGAUACAGAAAAAGAAAUGGCAGCAGACACUUGGAUUUAUGCCCAGUUUGGUAUGGGGUAUUGAAAUAAAAAGCUGAAGUGUGCAGUUUAACUUGACCAUCAGGCUGAUUGCCGGCAGUUGAGAGUAGAGUCAGAACAUGUUUACAUGUAGGGUUCCUAUCCCCAGACAUUCCAGCAGCCACUCCAGUGUUUACAUUGCAAUAGCCCCAGCACUUUCCUUUAGAAUCUCAGACUCCAUAGUUUUUGUUUGUUUGUUUGUUUUUAAAUCCAGGUCAGUAUUUCUUCCUGUGUGCUUCAAGUCUUUAAACCAGACUGAGAUCAGAGGCACUUUAUGCUGCUACAGGGUUGUGCCAGCAUUGGGAAGGAUGUCUUAAGGUUUUCAAGCAUAAUAUACAAACAUGAGGGUCCCCCCCCCCUUUGUAUUUAUAAAAGUGGCCAGUAACUAGACUUAUCAGUUCAAAAAUUUAUGUUUCACAUUUUCCUCCCUUAAUGAGAGAACAAGGCAUGCAAAAGAGGUAGAAAUAAUUAUGUUUAGGUAACCAAAGGCUUGAGCUAUUUCUCACAAUCUGAAGAAAAGCCCUCUUCUUAGCACUGAGACAUGGAGGGCUGAGUGGAGAGAAUCUUAAAUGAGCAGCACGAGUCCAAUAGAUUUCCUUUCACCUCCAGCUUAUUAGAGCAGCCUGAUGUGCUCGGUUCUCCAGUUUAGCAAAAUGCUGGAUAUCAGAAGUCUUAAAUUGUCUUUCAGUGAAACUGGGUUUUAGUACAGUCACUUUUUGGCACCUCUUGUGAUUUAGUUUUACACGUCUGUUUAGCCGAGGUCCUGCAUUAGAAUAGUCACUAUCCUGAUGUUUGCAGUAACUGCUUUCUUGCCACAAAGACAUUUUGGGAUUAUAGACUAUGCUAGUGAUAGAAGAGAUAAACAUUGUUUAUCAGCAGCUUGACACUGAACUUGUUUGGGUGUCCACGGGUGGGCAGAUCUAUUUUGAGUGCAGACUUGUAUAAACUGAAAGCUACUUAGAUGUGCCUUCAACAAGCUCUAGUCCUCCCUCACCCAUCAACAAACUUACUAGGCUAUAGUUGCUUUUUUUUUUCUUCCCCUCUUUUUUUUGGGGGGGGGGGAUUAUUCGGUGGUGUUGGGAUCAAAGCUAGGACCUCAUGCUUUGUGAAUUACUGUACUCAACCACUAACCUGCAUCCCUAGCCUUUUAUUUGCUUCUUUCCAGUGAUAUUUAUCCCUUUUGUUAAAUCUAAAUGAAUGUAGACUUAAUCCACCUUCAUUUCUCUAUAAAGAAUUGUAGAGAACCACCCUUUCCUCAAGGAUAUAACAAUGAAACCUAGACAGUUUUUCUUUGCUUUAAUACUGUAUUUUCCACUUAACAUUGAACACAAGUCAACACCGAUCAUCUUGAGUUCAAAGCUAAAACAAACAGACCUACUGGGACAUUAGCCAGCAUAAGUUUUAAGUUGAGCUGCCUGUUUCCAUUGCAGUUGUGCUUUCCUAGGUCAGAACAUGUAACUGGGGGCUCCACAGGCUCAGACCCUUUAGGUAGAAACUGUUACUUGUGUGAAUUAGAUUCCUGCUCUGCUUAAUUAAGAAAAUGAUCAGCAGUUAUGUGCACAUACUUUUGUUAUGUGCUCGGUCCUGCCUUCUGACCUGCAGAUGCCAUCAGAGAAGUGCUAAUUGUAUUUGGGUAUUACAAAAGCAAGCUGUACACUGAAAUGGUACCUUUUGGCCAGAAAAAGAAUUUAUUUAAAGAUUGUGAUCAUGUAAAAACUACUCAAACCUUCUAGCAAAAAUAUUUUUUUGAAAAAUAAACUAAAUGCUUUAUAAACGUGUUCUCAUGUACUGACUACUACUAAGUGGUGAGUAAUGGUUCCCAGUCAAAAAGGCUUAGAAAAAGCAACAAAGGUGGGGGUCGGGCAGUAGCGCAGCAGGUUAAGCGCACGUGGUGCAAAGCGCAUGGACAGAGAGGUAAGGAUCCCAGUUCGAGCCCCCAGCUCCCCACCUGCAAGGGAGUCCCUUCACCUGCGGUGAAGCAGGUCUGCAAGUGUAUCUUUUUCUCCACCACCCCAUCUUCCCCAUCUCUCUGUCCUAUCCUACGACACCGACAUCAAUAACAACUACAAUAAAACAAGGGCAAAAAAAGCAAAGGAUGCUGGGCGGUGCACACCCAGUUAAACACACAUUACCAUGCACAAGGACCUGGGUUUGAGUCCCUGCUGUCCACUUGCAGGGGGGUGGUUCCAGGAGCUGUGAAUAAGGCCUGCGGGUGUCUUUCUCCCUAUCUCCCCACCCCUUCUGAAUUUCUGUCCUAUGAAAACAGGAGGCAGGUAGGGAGCCAAGGAA
Molecule: messenger RNA, 6094 nt
Organism: Erinaceus europaeus (western European hedgehog)
Lineage: Eukaryota; Metazoa; Chordata; Mammalia; Eulipotyphla; Erinaceidae
Gene: SENP5
Product: SUMO specific peptidase 5
Exons: 10
Coding region: 159-2411 (750 amino acids)
Biological process (GO): protein desumoylation
Cellular component (GO): nucleus
Molecular function (GO): deSUMOylase activity
Source: RefSeq, a predicted model, not a curated record